GCGACACUCGUUAAAGGUGCGGAACGGCAUCCCCAGAAGGGCAAACCCCCACCCGAUCCACCCGACCGCUCGCUCGCGCUUCCCCCGGAGAGACCCACCACGGUCCGUGCAACACCCACCACCAUGCGCCUCCGACCGCACCGGCUCUCGGUCGAGACCUACGGACUCGUCCUGGUGUUUUUCUCCGCCGCCUUCUACGCCCUCGCCGGGGCCUUUGUCAAGCUCGCACACGCAAGGGGCGGCCUGCCCUCGACGGAGCUCGUCUUUGCCCGCGGGAUCUUCCAGGGGGGCCUGGUGGUCCUCGGCCUGUGCCUCUGCCGCGACGCCAAGGGCCAGCGGCUCAUCGCCCACCCGUUCGGGAGGUCGGCCGAGGCCCAGAGGCUGGUGUGGAUGCGGGGGGUCAUCGGCGGGGCGGGCUUUUUGCUCGACUACCACUGCAUGUCCGUCCUGCCGCUGGGGGACGCCAUGACCCUGAUGAGCCUCUACCCCUUUGUCACCAUCGUGCUGGCCCGGAUUUUCCUGGGGGAGGAGAUCCAGGCGCUCCACAUGCUCACGACGGUCGCCUCGGUGUCCGGGGCCGUCUUCAUCGGCCAGCCGACCUUUCUGUUCGGGGGCGGGACGGCCGAGAGCCCCACCCUCGGCUACGUGACGGGMCUGCUGGGAUCCUGCUGCCUGGCCUCCAUACUCAUACUCAUCCGAAAGGCCGGAAAGAUCGGCGUCCACACCUUCCAGCUCCUCCUGUCCUGGGCCCUCUUCGGGGUCGUCUUCAGCGUCGUCCUCGGGCCCUACGAGGGGAAAUGGGGGUGGCCCUCGGGCCCGGCCGCCUGGGGCUGCGUCCUGGGGGUGUGCGUCGUCGGCGCCGGGGCCCACUUUGUGCUGAACUACGCCGGCCGGCUGGCACCCGCAGGGCUGGUCUCGGUGGUGCGGGCGAGCGACAUYGUCUUUGCCUAUGGCUUCGAGAUCCUCCUCUUUGCCCAGCGGCCCAACGCCUGGACGUGGAUCGGUGUGGCCCUGGUGCUGGGAUCGCUGGUCGCCAUCGGGAUCGAAAAGAUCCGGGAGGGCCAAAACAAUCCACAGAUCCCGUCGCCCAAGGCCGGGGACCGCGGGGGUGCCCUUCCGGCCGGAAGCGGCGAGGAAGACCGCGAACGCGGCAGCGGCCCGCCCGCACCCGAAACACCUUCGCACGGCGACGAAGAGAACCAAGGGCUUGCGGUGGUGUCCAGCCAGAGCUUCAAAGACGAAUGAGAAGCGUUUCGAACACACGAUCGGCUCCUUUCGUCCCGUCGGUGUCGUGCCCAACACAUGCCUCGCCUCAGGAGAGACAGAGAUCGAAAACCCGGUUCCCCUUCGAGCACCUUUCGUUUCUUGGCCAAAACUGUUUCCAACAAGACUUGCAUGGGGCAUCGAUUUUUGGGGGGACGAAGGAACCGUGUUUCGGAUCGCAAUGCUACGGAUGGCAACGAUGGCACGAGUUGGAUCGUUUUCAAUUUUAAGU
Messenger RNA from Pseudo-nitzschia multistriata, 1495 nucleotides. Lineage: Eukaryota; Bacillariophyta; Bacillariophyceae; Bacillariales; Bacillariaceae. The record is from the annotation of a GenBank genome assembly.